Molecule: messenger RNA, 4345 nt
Organism: Cucumis melo (muskmelon)
Lineage: Eukaryota; Viridiplantae; Streptophyta; Magnoliopsida; Cucurbitales; Cucurbitaceae
Exons: 3
Coding region: 581-1363 (260 amino acids)
Source: RefSeq, a predicted model, not a curated record
UUGUUUUUUUUUUGUUUCAAGCAUUGAAUUUAUAAAUAUUUUGUAUAUAGACAUUUCAUUUAAUUUAUAAAUAUAUUGUAUACACACAUUUAUAAAUAUGAACUCAUGAACAUACUUGCAUCAAUGAAGGUAUUAAAACAAUCAAAUGUGUCUAGUCAAAAGUCUUCCCGGUUUAUCAAUUUCAAUCCACAUGCAUCACUAAUUACUGCACAAACAUAUGCAUCAAACAUGGAGUAUGGUAUCAUCCUUAAGCGAUCCAUUAAUAAGGAAAUUUUAUCAAUCAUUUUAUAAAUGUAUGUCAAAGCAGCCCAUUAACAAGUCCAAUUUUACUCUCUUAUUCUUUAUUUCUAUAUAUACUUACAAUCAUGUACUCCAAAAAUCAUAGUAUCAUAUAUAUAAAAAGCUAGGUUUUCUCUUGUCAAUUCCUUCCCUUCUACCAUUCUUUUCUAUUCUUAAGUUGGUAUAAUUGACUUAUCAAACGACAAGGGCCCUUUAUUUUCUCUCCACCACUUUUCCUUCUUUUUUUUCCUCUCCACGUUUGUCUUUCCCAUCUUUUUCUCUUCUUUUUUUUUUCUUUCAAAUGAGAAUUCAAUCAUGGACUUGCAAUAUCGAGGAACACCAAGAUGCUUCCUCCCCUAUCUUCGAAAUGUUUAGCUCUCGGAACAAGAUCUCCAUCGUUGAACUAAACGAUGACAACUUUCUUCUGUGGAGAUUUCAAGUUGUUACAGCAUUGGAAGGUUAUGAUUUAGAAAAAUACCUUGAUUCUUCCUUAGAACCCCCAUCUCAGUUUUUCAAUGUCAAAGUCGAAACACCCCAGCCACCCUUGGCGUGUCUUCUCACAAACUAUCCAAACUCCAAACCCAGAAUUCAAGAAGUGAAAACCCAAGAUCAAUUAAUUUCUUCAUGGUUGCUCGGUUUGAUGAAUGAGGAUAUUCUCAACCAAAUGCUCAACUGCAACUCCACAAAGGAUAUAUGGGCCAAUCUUCAUGGAAUUUAUUUUGCACGAUGUCUUGCUCAAGCAAUGCAAUUAAAGACUAUGGUUGCAUCUCAUGAUUUGAAUAUGGACAGCAAUUGGUAUCCUGACUCUGACGUCACAAAUCACCUCACAAAUAAUUUCAACAACCAAUUUAUUGGAUUUAAGUAUAGAGGUGAAAGACAGGUUUAUGAUGCAAAUGGUUCAGGAUUAUCACACUGGCCAAACACUUCUCCAAGGACUGCUCCAUGGAAGUCUUUAUUGAUUCAACAUCACCCUUCUCAUUACUAUCCCACGAAGAAUAUGUCACCAUCUAGUUCUCCUAAAGUGUUGAGCGUUGUCUCACCAUCAAUUUAUCCCUUUUCUCAUAGUCAUCAGGUUGAUAUUUAGCAUAUGCGUCUAGGCCAUACUAAUAUUUCUGUUGUUAAAACUGUUCUUCAACAGUCCAAAUAUCUCGUUUUGAAUAUAAAUAAAUUAAAAUUUUUUGAUACUUGCGCUUUGGGUAAAACCCAUGCUUUUCCUUUCUCUCCUCUACAUUCUCAAUAUACUCAACCCCUUCAAUUAAUUGUUUGUGAUUUGUGGGGUCCUGCUUAUAAUUUGUCUCAAAAUGGUUUUCAAUACUACAUUAGUUUUAUGGAUGUUAGUAGUCGUUAUAUAUGAAUUUACUUUCUCUAAUCUAAAUCUGAGGCCUCUUCAACCUUUUUUUAAAUUUAAAAAUUUAGUUGAAAAUUUGUUGGGAACUCGUAUUUUACAUCUACAAAUUGAUGGUGGUGGUGAGUUUAACCUCUUAUACCUUUCUUAUCACAACAUGACAUUGAACAUCGUUUAACUUGUCCCCAUACUUCCCAACAAAAUGGCUUAAUUGAAAGAAAGCAUAGGCACAUAGUUGACAUGAGCCUUCUCUACUGUCUCAAGCUUUUUUAUCUCUUACUUUUUAGGAUGAAGCUUUUUCCACCGCUAUCUACCUGAUAAACAGACUUCCUACUCCAGUUCUUGCUCAUGUCAGCCCUUUGGAAAAGUUGUUUGGCCUAAAACCCAACUAUUCUUCAUUACGUGAUUUUGGCUACAAGUGUUUUCCUAGUUUACGUCCUUUUAAUUCUCACAAGCUGUCUUUUAGAUCAAGCCCAUGCACCUUCAUUGGCUAUAGUAACUCCCAUAAGGGUUACAAAUGAUUAUCGCUUAAUGGUCGUCUCUACAUUUCUUGUCAUGUUCUAUUUGAUGAAUCAUAUUUUCCUUAUGCCGCUAUGAACACACCCUCAUCCUCCCUCACUCCAACUACUAUCUCCCUUCUACCUAUCUAUCUAUCAUUGCACCCACUUCUAAGUACCAUAAUGAAGUUUUGCACCACUCUGUUCCAAUUCCUAAUAAUUCCGAGAAUCCAAAUUCUACUAAUAUGUAUCAUCUUACAGGUUCUAAUGCAGUUUUGCGGCACCUUGCUGAUCCUCCUUCCAAUAUGGGGAAUUACGGAACUUCAUCCUCUAUGGCUCCUUUCCCUAUUGAUGUUCCUCACGUUAUCAAUUCUCAUCCUAUGAUGACUCGAGGUAAGUGUGACAUUUUUAAACCUAAGCAUAUUUAGUUGAUUACACACAACACGAACCAUGUGAUGUGUUAAAGAGGUUCUUAAACACCCUUGUUGGAAGAAAGCCAUGGAAGUUGAAUAUACCGCCUCGAUGAACAACACUUGGACCUUAGUCCCUAAGCCGAUUGACAAAGAAAUCAUUGGGUGCAAAUGAGUUUUCAAAAUCAAAAGAAACUCUGAUGGUUUGAUUGCUCGUUACAAGGCUCGCUUAGUUGCCAAAGGUUUCCAUCAAACACCUAAUAUUGACUACACAGAGACCUUCAGUUUGGUUGUCAAAUCUGUUACUACUCGGGUUCUCUUGACUCUUGCUCUCAUGAAAGGUUGGUCCAUUCGUCAGCUUGAUGUAAACAAUGCUUUUAUUCAUGGUUACCUACAUGAAUCUGUUUUUAUGGAACAACUGUUUGUAUUUCAUGUCUCUGCUGCUCCACCAAUGGUAUGUCACCUCAUGAAAGCCUCAUAUGGCCUCAAACAGGCUCCUCAUGCAUGGUAUGAAAGGUUAAGUUCUUAUUUGCAUUCUCUUGAUUUUCGAACGUCUUAAGCUGACACAUCUUUACUCGUGAAAACUAUUUCUACUACCUAUUGUCAUAUCUUGAUAUAUGUUGAUGACAUCAUUGUUUUGGGUAGUUCAUCUAUUGUUUUGGAUGAGUUAAUUAAAUCUUUGAACUCUACCUUUGCUUUAAAAGAUCUUGGCAAGCUCAACUACUUUCUAGGUAUCAAAGUCUCUUAUCCAGAAAAAGGAGGGAAUGUUUCUUUCUCAAUCUAAAUACAUUUUAGAUUUGCUACAUCGAACCAAGAUGGUUGAAGCCAAGCCUAUUUCUACUCCUGUGAUUAGUGGCCCAAUUCUAUCUGCUCAUCAAGAAGACUUUUUUUUAUGAUCCUUACUUGUAUAGAAGCAUUAUGGGUGCCUUACAAUUGCCACGCUUACUCAUCCUGAAAUCUCUUUUAGUGUUAACAAAGCUUGUCAGUUUAUGCACUUUCCAACUAUUUUACGUUGGCAAAUGGUGAAACGUAUUCUCUGUUACCUAAAGGGAGUCUUAUCUCAUGGCUUAUGGCUCCAAAAGUCGAGUCAUCUCAAUCUAUAUGGCUUUGUAGAUGCUGACUAGGCUUCAGACCCCGACGACAGAAAAUUCACUUUUGGCUUUUGUGUCUAUCUUGGUGGUAACUUAAUUUCAUGGGGCUCCAAGAAUCAAUCUAUAAUCUCUCGUUCAAGCAUAGAAGUGGAGUGUCUUUGUCUUGCUCUUGUGGCUACGAAAAUGGUAUGGAUUCGUUCUCUUUUAACUGAUCUUAAUAUUAUCUUACAUCAUCCCCCUGUUUUGUGGUGUGACAACUUAAGUGCAGGUCAUCUAAGUGUUAAUUUUGUACUCCACUCCAAAACAAAACAUGUUGAGAUCGAUAUUUACUAUGUUUGUGACUUGGUGUUUCAAAGAAAAAUAGAAGUUUGCCAUCUUCUAGCCAUUGAACAAAUAGCGGAUGUUCUCACCAAACCAUUGUCAGUCGUAAAUUUUUAAAAAUUCAAACGAAAACUCACUAUGGUUGAUGCUGCUGCCCUUGGUUUACAGGGGGUGUUAAGGCAGCCCAUUAACAAGCCAAAUUUUGCUCUCUUAUUCUUUAUUCCUUUUAUGUAUAAAGCCCAAAUGAUGAGGGUUAUUUUCUGAUAUUUUUUAGUUAUAAUUUGUCGUGGGUGAGUGUAGGGUAAGAGUUUUUCCACCCAAGCUUUCUAUAUAUACUUACAAUCAUGUACUCCAAAAAUCAUGGAAUCAUAUAUAUAAAAAGCUAGGGUUUUCUAUAGCUAA